This is a messenger RNA of Colletotrichum gloeosporioides, 930 nucleotides long. RefSeq names its product Hydroxysteroid dehydrogenase-like protein 2. The transcript is spliced from 4 exons. The coding region runs from base 1 to 930 and encodes 309 amino acids. The record is from RefSeq and is a predicted model, not a curated record. Lineage: Eukaryota; Fungi; Ascomycota; Sordariomycetes; Glomerellales; Glomerellaceae. Gene Ontology annotation, molecular function: oxidoreductase activity.
AUGGUCUCACCGAAACAAGUCGCCCUCGUUGUAGGUGCAUCAAGAGGCAUAGGACGUCAAAUUGCCAUUGAUCUUGCAAAGAACGGCUACGCCGUCGUCGUAGCCGCAAAGUCAAUAAGCGACGCUUCCAAAGUCUCACCCUUCCCACCAGACCCAAAUUCACAAGCCUCGACAAUCAGCACCGUAGCCCGCGAAAUCCAUGAGGCCGGCGGCUACGCAACACCCAUAGCCGUGGACGUCCGUGAUCAAGACAGCAUCACGCGACUUAUCGACCAGACAAUCCAGAUAUACUCCCGUCUCGACGUCUUAGCCUACAACUCCGGCGCGAUCUGGUGGGCCUCCGUGGAAGACACGCCCCCCAAACGCUUCCAGCUCAUGCAGCGCGUCAACCCAGAGGGCCUCUACCUCACCCUGCACGCCUGCCUCCCGCACCUCAAGCGCGAAGGCGCCGGGCGCAUCGUCGUCGUCAGCCCGCCCAUCUACAGCCGCUUCUUUCGCGGCAAGACGGCUUAUGCCAUGGGCAAGGUCGGCAUGAGCGUCUUGACCAAAGGUCUAGCCAUGGAUUUCGCGAGGCAGGGGUUGGACAGGAUGGCCAUCACCAGCAUCUGGCCCGCUGUGGCAAUCGAGUCCGCAGCCACUCAAAAGUUUCAGGCGUCAAAUCCAGACGAGGCCAAGGACCUGCGUAAACCGACCAUCUUCUCAGAUGCGGUGCUUGCCAUCGUGCGAGCCCCAGCGAGUGUCGUGAAUGGCGAACUUGUGCUCGACGAGGACUUCUUAAGAAACCACGCGGGUGUGACGGACUUCUCCAAGUAUGCCCUCGUGCCUGGAUCAAGUCCGCGUAGGAUCAUGCCAGCAGAGCUCCCGGACUUGACCGUUAAGGAGCAGGAUGAUGAAGGUAAGAGAUACAGUAGUGCAAAAGCAAAGAUAUGA